UAAUUCUAUUUUUUGUCCCUCUUUAUCAUCCUCCAACACUAUACUCCAACACAUGGAACGGAUCAUUGUAUCAAGCAUCAACACUCCCACAAUCUUCACAACUCCAAUCUCUUUCACUUCUUAGCAACCACCUCCAUGGCAGAGCACCCACCAUCACCAAAAGCUUACAAACUAACAGCCACUUCAAUCUCCUACACCAAAUCAACCACCACCACCACUUCAUUCUUCCUCUUCAAACACUGCACACCAACCCCACCAACUCACAUCCUCAAAGAUGUCUCCCUCACCGCCUACCCCUCCGAGAUCCUCGCCGUCGUCGGCCCCAGUGGCGCCGGAAAGUCCACUCUUCUCGACAUCCUCUCCGCUCGAAGAUCGCCUUCGAGUGGCACUCUCUCCCUCAACUCCUCCCCUCUCAACCCUUCAUCCUUCCGCAAACUCUCUGCCUAUGUCCCUCAACACGAUGCAUGCCUUCCUCUGCUCACAGUUUCUGAAACCUUCGCCUUCUCUGCUCGCCUUCUAAAGCCUAAAACCUCUGACAUCGCAGCCAUUGUUUCCGCUCUUCUCUCCGAGCUGAGACUCACCCAUUUGGCUAACACAAGGCUAGCUCAUGGCCUCUCCGGUGGAGAACGCAGAAGGGUCUCAAUUGGCCUAAGCCUCCUUCAUGAUCCUGCAGUUCUGCUCCUUGAUGAACCUACCUCUGGCCUUGACAGCACCUCUGCUUUCAAAGUCAUGCAGAUUCUCAAAUCAACUUGUGUUUCAAGAAACAGGACAAUCAUCCUCUCAAUUCACCAACCAAGCUUCAAAAUCCUCUCCUGCAUUGACAAAGUCUUGCUUCUGUCAAAAGGGACUGUGGUUCACCAUGGAAGCCUUGCUUCACUGCAAUCCUUCCUUCACACAAAAGGGUUCACUGUUCCUCAUCAGCUCAACGCAUUGGAGUAUGCCAUGGAAAUACUAAACCAGCUGAAUGAGGCUAACCCCACGACUCUGCCAAUUCUCCCUGAAUCACCUUCUACAAACUCUGUUUCUGAUCACAAUGGAACUCAAAACAGAGAGAUCAGGUACCAGAGCUCAAGGAUUCAUGAAAUUCACACUCUUUACAUCAGGUUUUGGAAGGUGAUUUACAGAACUAAGCAGCUUCUUUUCACAAACACACUAGAAGCACUGGUUGUGGGUCUUGUUUUAGGAACAAUUUACAUCAACAUUGGGUUUGACGAGGAAAGCAUUCAGAAAAGGUUUGGUCUAUUUGCAUUCACUCUCACAUUUCUCCUAUCUUCCACAACAGAGACACUUCCCAUCUUCAUCAAUGAGAGGCCAAUCUUGCUGAGAGAAACUUCAAGUGGGGUUUACAGGCUCUCAUCUUAUCUCAUUGCAAACACUCUUGUUUUCUUGCCAUACUUGUUUGUAGUUGCUGUCAUAUACUCUAUUCCUGUCUACUUCUUAGUGGGACUCUGUUCAUCUUGGCUCUCUUUUGCUUACUUUGUUCUUGUCAUAUGGGUCAUAGUUCUAAUGGCAAAUUCCUUUGUCCUGUUCUUGAGUUCUCUUGCACCUAACUACAUUUCUGGAACUUCACUCUUGACAGUGCUUCUUGCAGCGUUUUUUCUCUUCUCUGGCUACUUUAUCUCAAAACAGAACAUGCCCAAGUACUGGCUUUUCAUGCAUUUCUUGUCCAUGUACAAAUAUGCUCUUGAUGCACUUCUUAUCAAUGAGUACUCUUGCUUGGUUACAAAGUGUUUGUUGUGGUAUGAAGAGAAUAAUCAGGAGUGCAUGAUUACUGGCGGUGACGUGCUGCGCCAGAGAGGGCUCAGCGAGAGAGAAAGAUGGAGCAAUGUGUACUUUUUGAUUGGGUUCUUUGUGUUUUACAGAGUGCUAUGUUUCUUGGUUUUGAUUAGAAGAGUUUCAAGAUCCAAAACUUGAUGAAGACCAUGAAAUGAUCAAAUUAUGCUAGCAUUUCAGUAUUUUUUCUUCUUCUUCAUUUCUGAUUUUGUUGUUUUGUUUGAUCUGCUUUGAAUGAAGUAUAUAAUCUUGAAUACAGACACAGAGAAAGUUUGUUUCAUAGAUAUGAAGUUGACCCUUCAUUCUCAUCUUUUUCCCAGUGUAGUUACCAAUUCUUAAUUAGAUAUAUGAUGUUCCCUCUCCUUGAAACCUCAUAAUUUGGAUGAGUUGGUAUCAUGGUGUGAUAUUUCAUAGA
This is a messenger RNA of Lotus japonicus, 2188 nucleotides long. Its product is annotated as ABC transporter G family member 8. Gene Ontology annotation, molecular function: ATP hydrolysis activity; ABC-type transporter activity; ATP binding. The record is from RefSeq and is a predicted model, not a curated record. Gene Ontology annotation, cellular component: membrane. Bases 136 to 1914 code for a protein of 592 amino acids. The transcript has a single exon. NCBI's taxonomy places the organism in Eukaryota, Viridiplantae, Streptophyta, Magnoliopsida, Fabales, Fabaceae.